Messenger RNA from Vavraia culicis subsp. floridensis, 1170 nucleotides. RefSeq names its product 26S proteasome subunit P45 family protein. Lineage: Eukaryota; Fungi; Microsporidia; Pleistophoridae. The coding region runs from base 1 to 1170 and encodes 389 amino acids. The record is from RefSeq and is a predicted model, not a curated record. Gene Ontology annotation, molecular function: ATP binding; ATP hydrolysis activity; proteasome-activating activity. Gene Ontology annotation, biological process: proteasome-mediated ubiquitin-dependent protein catabolic process. Gene Ontology annotation, cellular component: proteasome regulatory particle, base subcomplex. The transcript has a single exon.
AUGUCGUUCACGACCGCAUACUUCAUGAAUGAGACGCAAAGACUGCACAAUGAGAUUGAAAACAAAAGAAUGGAACUGAAGAAAUUGAAUAAAAAGCAGUAUGAUCUUAACAACCAGGUACGAAUGCUUAAAGAGGAGAUAAGAAUAGUGCAGGAACCGUCGGCAAAUGUGGGUACGGUGAUCAAAAAGAUGGGCAAGAACAAGGUGUUGGUAAAGACACAGCCGGAUGGUAAGUACAUGGUGGACGUGGACGAGAAGAUCAACAUGGAGGAGUUGAAGCUGAACACGAGGGUUGCGCUCCGAUCGGACAAUUACAAACUGAUUCGCACACUGCCUACGAUUGUUGAUCCGAUUGUUUCGUUGAUGAUGGUUGAGAAGGUGCCUGAUGCGACAUAUGACAUGAUAGGCGGUCUCAAGCAGCAGAUAAAGGAGAUAAGAGAGGUUAUAGAACUGCCGAUCAAGAAUCCGGAGCUGUUUGAAAAUCUGGGCAUUACGCAGCCGAAGGGCGUGCUGCUGUACGGUCCGCCGGGCACGGGAAAGACACUGUUGGCACGGGCAGUGGCGCACCACACGGAUUGCAAGUUUAUCAGAGUGUCGGGAACGGAGCUCGUGCAGAAGUACAUUGGUGAGGGCAGCAGGCUGGUCCGUGAGCUGUUCGUGAUGGCACGCGAGCAUGCGCCCUCAAUUAUUUUCAUGGACGAGAUCGAUUCGAUCGGUUCUACACGGUCGGAGGGCGGAAAGGGUGACAGCGAAGUGCAGAGAACGAUGCUUGAGCUGCUCAAUCAGCUGGACGGCUUUGAGAACAGGAGCGAUAUUAAGGUCAUCAUGGCAACCAACAGAAUAGACAUCCUUGAUCCUGCACUACUGCGCACGGGCCGUAUAGACCGCAAGAUCGAGUUCCCCAAUCCUAACGAAGAGGCACGGCUGGAGAUUCUCAAAAUACACUCAAGGAAAAUGAACCUUGUGAGGGGGAUAAGGCUGAGUGAGAUUACGCACAAGCUCGUGAAUGCGAGCGGAGCGGAAGUAAAGGGCGUUUGCACCGAGGCAGGGAUGUUUGCGCUCAGGGAAAUGCGUGUGCACGUGACACAGGAGGACUUUGAGCUGGCGGUGGCCAAGGUUAUGAAGAAGGCCGACGACCCUGCGAGUGACCUGAGGAAACUGUUGAAGUAA